AUGGUCCUUUCGGACCUUGGACGGCGCAUCAAUGCGGCCGUGACUGACCUUACAAGAUCGCAGAAUCUUGAUGAGAAGGCGUUCGAGUCUAUGCUUAAAGAACUCUGCAAUGCACUGGUGUCUGCCGAUGUCAAUAUUCGCCUCGUACAACAACUUCGAAAAUCCAUCAAAGCCAAAGUUGACUUCAAGAACCUCCCCCCGACCACCAACGCAAACAGCAAGAAGCGAUUAAUACAGCAAGCUGUCUUCGACCACCUCGUCGACCUCGUCGACCCACAUGCGGAACCAUACAAGCCUAAAAAGGGCAGAUCGAAUGUCAUCAUGUUCGUUGGACUGCAGGGUGCUGGAAAGACAACCACAUGUACAAAGCUUGCUCGACAUUACGCCCAGCGAGGCUUCAAAGCCUGUCUGGUCUGUGCCGAUACCUUCCGGGCUGGCGCAUACGAUCAACUCAAACAGAAUGCCACCAAAGCCAAAAUACCCUACUACGGCUCUCUUACUCAAACCGAUCCUUCAAUCGUGGCCGCCGAGGGUGUCGCCCGCUUCAAAAAGGAGAAGUUCGAAAUCAUAAUUGUUGACACGUCCGGCCGGCACAGACAGGAAGCCGACCUCUUCGCCGAAAUGGAACAAGUCCAAUCAGCCAUCAAGCCUGACCAAACAAUCAUGGUCCUCGACGGCACCAUCGGCCAAGCCGCCGAAUCGCAAUCCUCAGCCUUCAAAUCCACCGCCAACUUCGGCGCCAUCAUCAUCACCAAAACCGAUGGCGGCGCCGCAGGAGGCGGGGCCAUCUCCGCCGUCGCUGCAACCCACACGCCCAUCAUUUUCCUUGGCACGGGCGAACACAUGCUGGACCUCGAACGCUUCGCCCCGAAACCCUUCAUCUCGAAACUCCUCGGCUACGGCGACAUGAGCGGUCUGAUCGAACACGUCCAAGCGGUGACCAAGGACAACGCCUCGGCGAAAGAAACCUACAAGCACAUCAGCGAAGGCAUCUUCACCCUCCGCGACCUGAAAAGCCAAAUCACCAACGUCAUGAAGAUGGGACCGCUAUCCAAAGUGGCCGGCAUGAUCCCGGGCAUGUCCAACAUGAUGGCCGGAAUGGACGACGAAGACGGCUCGACCAAGAUGAAGCGCAUGAUCUACAUCUUCGACUCGAUGACAGAGAAGGAGCUCGAUUCCGACGGCAAGAUGCUUAUCCAGCAGCCCAGCCGCAUGACGCGGAUCGCGCAUGGCUCGGGCACCAGUGUCCGCGAAGUCAAGGAUCUGCUCACCCAAGCCAAGAUGAUGGCCGGCUUCGCCAAGAACAUGGGCGGCCAGAAGAAGAACAUGCAGCGUGCCGAGGCCAUGAUGAAGGGCGGCAACAAACAGCAGCAGAUGGCGGCGAUGCAGAAGAGGAUGGCGAGCAUGGGCGGCCAGGCUCCCGGGGCGGGCGGCAGGGGUGGGAUGCCCGAUAUGGGCAAGAUGAUGCAGAUGCUGCAGGGGAUGGGCGGCGGUGCUGGUGCUGCGGGCAGCAGUGCAGGCGGAAUGCCCGAUCUGGCCGGAAUGGAUAUGAAUGCCCUGAUGCAGCAGAUGGGCGGCAUGAUGGGCACCGGGAGAGGCAGAGGCAGAUGA
Endocarpon pusillum Z07020 is the source of this 1611-nucleotide messenger RNA. RefSeq lists its product as uncharacterized. Gene Ontology annotation, cellular component: signal recognition particle, endoplasmic reticulum targeting; cytosol. Gene Ontology annotation, molecular function: GTP binding; endoplasmic reticulum signal sequence receptor activity; GTPase activity. Gene Ontology annotation, biological process: SRP-dependent cotranslational protein targeting to membrane; SRP-dependent cotranslational protein targeting to membrane, translocation. The coding region runs from base 1 to 1611 and encodes 536 amino acids. NCBI's taxonomy places the organism in Eukaryota, Fungi, Ascomycota, Eurotiomycetes, Verrucariales, Verrucariaceae. The transcript has 2 exons. The record is from RefSeq and is a predicted model, not a curated record.